This is a messenger RNA of Vollenhovia emeryi, 2182 nucleotides long. It is a transcript of the gene Sar1, whose product is annotated as GTP-binding protein SAR1b. Gene Ontology annotation, molecular function: GTPase activity; GTP binding. The coding region runs from base 453 to 1079 and encodes 208 amino acids. Lineage: Eukaryota; Metazoa; Arthropoda; Insecta; Hymenoptera; Formicidae. The transcript has 6 exons. The record is from RefSeq and is a predicted model, not a curated record. Gene Ontology annotation, cellular component: COPII vesicle coat; endoplasmic reticulum exit site. Gene Ontology annotation, biological process: vesicle organization; intracellular protein transport; endoplasmic reticulum to Golgi vesicle-mediated transport.
CGAGUAACGGGCCUGCGGUCGUCACUUUUUAACGUGACGCGCGCGAUUUUCCGAAAGGUCGGCCGUGUCGGUCUCUGCGUCUCGUUAAGAGGCGCGAGAGAGAGAGAAAGAGAAGGGAGGAGAGGCAUCGCGAGAAACCGUAAUUGCCUGGUGUCAGUUAACGCGAGGGAGCGAGAGCGAGACGGAGAGCCGUCGAGUCCUCGGGUUAACAGAUCCACUCGUCAAUCAUAUGGCGAGAGAGGCGAGCGAGUCGUCAUAAAUUCCACAUCGCAGUUCCGUUCCGCCUCGUCUGCACUUUUCUGCACCCGUCGCGUGUAAGGUUGAGCCGAGCCGUCGCGAGAUUAAGACUGUCAGCGCGGAGCACGAGGCUCUCGGGGAAGGUGAGGACGAGUGCAGCCGAGAGGAAUCGAAUCGCUGGGACACGCGGGUGCGUACGAGUCAUUCGUUAGUUAAUGCACGCACAGCACGGCGGACGUCGCAUAAUCGCAGCUACAAGUAUGUUUUUUGUUGACUGGCUCACCGGAGUGCUGAGUUAUCUCGGAUUAUGGAGGAAGAGCGGCAAGCUUCUCUUCUUGGGUUUGGAUAACGCGGGCAAGACAACGCUGCUUCAUAUGCUCAAAGACGACCGUUUAGCUCAACAUGUACCCACGUUACAUCCAACAUCUGAAGAAUUGUCUAUCGGAAACAUGAGAUUCACAACUUUUGAUCUCGGCGGUCACACUCAAGCACGUCGCGUUUGGAAGGACUAUUUCCCGGCUGUCGACGCGAUAGUGUUCCUCGUCGACGCGAGCGACAGGAUAAGAUUACCAGAAUCAAAGGCCGAGCUGGAUGCGUUGUUAACUGACGAGCAACUUAGCGCGUGUCCGGUUCUCGUGCUAGGUAAUAAAAUCGACAAACCACUCGCGGCUUCUGAAGAUGAACUCAGAAACUUCUUUAAUCUCUAUGGACAAACAACAGGAAAGGCUAAAAUUGCCCGCAGCGAAAUACCUGGCCGUCCGUUGGAACUGUUUAUGUGCUCAGUCCUGAAGCGACAGGGAUACGGGGAAGGCUUCCGUUGGCUCGCACAGUAUAUCGAUUGAACGUAUAUAUUAUUAUACAUGACAAGAGAUUCUCAACAGUUUCAUCAUACAUUUCCCUUUCCUGUUGGUAACGGCGCCGCUACCGGAACUGUAAUCUUCACACAUGAAUUCAGCAGUAGGAGAGGAAGUAUCGUUUCAUCCGAAAACACAAAACUAAAAAAAAAAGAACAGUAACCGAAAUUUAAGACGAUUUUCCCAAAUAGAGACACGAGACGAAUAUUCUCGAGAACAUUGUACGCGCGGGGGAUAGGACAGAUUUCCUUUCUUUGACGUUGGUACACGAAAAUCACAGCAAACGUCAUCUCUUUUCCUCAAUACUUCGAGCCCUAUACGGAUUUCCCAUUCUGUGGGAACUUAUCAUUUUGCGAGUCACAUUAGGGGAAUGAUCAUUGAUACGUGCUGAAGAAUGAAAUAAAAAAAAAACAUUUUGAUAAAAUAAAACUAAUAAACUAUUUAAGAAUUCCAAGUGUUUUGUAGAUUUAUUUUUGGUGAUUUCUUUUUAGUUUUCUUACACGCAAAAAAGAAAUCUGUUGUAACGCAGAGUAAUAUAGGCAAUCGUCGUGGCUUUUGAAAACUUGAGAGCUUACGGUACGCAAUUUCUUUGGAAGUUGGAUUGAUUUGUUAACUGGUACUGUCUCUACAUGUGCUCUUUGCUUUUCUUCUCGUUAAUUUAAAUUGUAAUUAAAAUCGUCAAUUGACACUGCUGAACGCCGUUCAUUAUAUUAUAUUUAGUUGCUGGUGUUUAAUUUUUUUAUGUUGUAUUUUUACUACAGUCUUAUAUUUGUGCCAACAUUUUGUAUAUAUUUUUUGAAAAACCACUAUUCAUGGAACGUAGGAUACGUACGAGUAAUCUGUUCCUUUUGGAAACGGUUACGAAAAUCUACUAAACCAAUUGAAAUUAUUAAAUAGAACGAUUACAUCAUUUCUUAGCAAAUUGUUGAAUUGCUUAUCUCAGUUAUAGCUGAUGUAUUAAAUUACUGUUAUAAGUUGAAACUGUUCACAAAUAAUGUAGAUAGCGGGAAAAUUUUGUUAAUUUGUUGAUGGUGAAUCUAGCUUAAUAAAUCUUGGAGUUGCUUCCAAAAUAAAAAAAUCAAAGUCACAAA